Messenger RNA from Dacryopinax primogenitus, 1017 nucleotides. RefSeq lists its product as uncharacterized. The record is from RefSeq and is a predicted model, not a curated record. The coding region runs from base 281 to 871 and encodes 196 amino acids. The transcript has 4 exons. Lineage: Eukaryota; Fungi; Basidiomycota; Dacrymycetes; Dacrymycetales; Dacrymycetaceae.
CAUUUUGCCCCUCUCGAGAGCUCAGUUCCCGCAUCUUCCGCCGGUGGCAUUCACAGCUUCAACAGCUGGACACCACACAAGCUACACGGAUUCGGGAGCUUGUGAACAGGGAGAAUUUCACCGCGUGACGCGCGGUCGAUCUGAGAAGACGGGGUAUAUAUAUUGGCCUUUGCUUGUCAUAUCUACCACAUCUACGCGCCAUUACUGCCCAGAGACCGAGUAAAUACGCUGGUCUGGCUCGUCAUACGCACAACUCGCACACGUCAUCUCAUAGGAUCCCAUGACUAUGGUACCCCUUUCACCCCACGGUUCACACAUAUUCGUGCGGGUGGAUCACGAUCCCGACAUGCAGAGGUUUCACGAUGCCAUUCGCAACCGGCGUCUACCAGAGAACAACUUCCAGAUACUACUCGAUCAAACUGCUUUCCUCGUGAAGGAACAAUCGUGGUUCGACCAGCAAUCUGGGAGAUGGUACAACGUGUGCAAGCGAUGUGGGGCAUCUUGCGGUCACAAUAUGUCACCGACCUGGCAGAUGCACCCUUGUGGAAGUCUCAAGAUUACGCUCCUCUGCGAGAUUCGUGGUGGACAACGUCGAGUCGCGGAUGGGGAGACAGCGCUUCUACAUCUGAAGCAAAGAGCCCUGCGUUUGCAGACCUAUGCUGCUUGGUUGCUAUGGGAUUUAGUCAGCGAGCAUCUCAUCGAGCUAUUCCUGCAGCACGACACGCAUGCCAUGGUCGACAUUGGCAUGUUGUUGGACGACAGGCUCAUCAGUCCUCGAGUGCUGAAUGCCGCGCCUAACCGAGAAGCCGUCCUAAGACAGGUCGCUAAGGAUGUACAAGAGUACGAAGACUCGGAGUGGUCCACGGAGUAGAAGGGUCGGGCGGACCCGAACGACCUGGACCGGAAUCGAAACAUCUGCACACUUCGACCUUGUAUGUUAUUCAAUUGUAUUAUAUGGGACGAUACGAUGAUUUGUCUGGUCCGUUGAGUAGGGCGGAAUCAGACUGAAUGAAAACU